CUCCCCCCGGGCCGUGUCAGGCGUGGGGCGCGCGACCCGCCGGGCGGGCCGGGCAGGAGCCUCCGCAGCCGCCGCAGCCGCCGCCGGGCGGGCGCGCUCGCCCAGCAGCGGGAGCGCAGCUCGCCUGUCCGCCCGGGCCGCCGCCGCCUCUCCUGCCCCCGCCCGGCUCCGCCAUGGCCGAGACCGAGGAGCGGAGCCUGGACGACUUCUUCGCCAAGCGGGACAAGAAGAAGCGGAAGGAGAAGAGCAGCCGCAGCGCCGCCGCCGCCGCCUCCAGCGCUUCCAACGCCGCCUCCAACGCCGCGGGCGCGGCCGCGGGGACCCCCCGCCCUGCUGAGGGCGGCGGCUCUGGGGCCACCGCCGCCUCCAGCGCCGCCGGCGGCUCCUCGGCCAAGGCGGCGAGCAAGGAAGAGGAUGAUUGGAAGGAGUUUGAGCAAAAGGAAGAAAUUGAUUAUAGUGGUCUUAGAGUUCAAUCCAUGCAAAUAAGUGAAAAGGAAGAUGACGAAAGUGAAAAAAGAGAAGAACCUGGUGACAAUUGGGAAGAGACUGGUGGUGGUGGUGUAGAUAGAUCAUCUGGUCCUUGGAACAAGUCAGCUCCUGCACCAGCACCUGUCAUUGAACCAAUUGUUACAGAAGCUCCAGAACCAGUUCAGACUGGUGGUGUAUACAGGCCGCCCGGUGCCCGGGAGGGUGGCAGGCCACGGAGAGCACAGCAAGGACCACCAGAAAUCUAUAGUGAUACGCAGUUCCCAUCACUGCAGUCCACCGCCAAGCUUGUAGACAGUCGAAAGGAUAAAGAAAUGGAGAAGAGCUUUGAAGUAGUAAAAUACAAAACUAGAGAGCUGUGUCCUGGCUGCAUUGACCAAGGAAUGGGAAGGGACGGGUGGCAGAGGGACAAAGUCUUCAGCGCUGGUCACUGGAGUCCACAGUACUACCACAACUUCUCCGAGGAGGAGGGGGAACAAAAUGGUGCCGCUUUGGGGUGCGCUCACCUUUUCUCCCCCCAAAGCCAUGCCCCCCAAUGGUGAUGUGGGUGGUACAGAAUAGCCCACCCAGCUCUAAGCUCCGCCCCCUUCCUGCAGCCAGGACACCUUUAUUUGAGGUUUUUGGGCAUGAAUUCUGGCAGUUCAAGAAAACCCUGUAAAAGUCUCAAAUCAAAUAAAAUGAAAAUAUACAUGGAUUCUGGAGUCUAAUGAGUCUUUACGUUUUAGUUUGACAUCAUGACCAUACAGUAGGUGAGGAAAGGCAGAGCAUUUGGAUCUCUUAAGGGACAGGCCAUGGAGUGGGCAGUCAGCCUUAUGGUCAGGUGGGCUCUGUUUCAGAGCUUAUAGCAGUGCAUAUUAAUACGACUUUUAUUUAUACAUAGAAGUUUAGUUUGCUACUUGUCACAGUGUCUUCUUACUCCAUCACCAUGUAGGUCUGGUCUGAGAUUGUGAAUUGAAUAUGACUGAAGCUUUGAUUUGCUUUUCACUUGGAAGUACCUCCGCUAAAUUAAAGACUGGGGAAAAAAACCCAGCCUCUGGAUGGUUGCUGUCACUAGAGUCCAUCAGGUACUGAUAACUAAACUGAUAACUAACUAUUUUGGAGAUUUCUCUCAAACAUAUCAUUCCAGUUUCUUUCUGGAGUUAACAAAGAAAAAAAAACAGAAACGUAGCAGAUUUCCAUAGUACAGAAUGUUAAACUGUUUUGAAGUGUUCCUUGUGUUAAUUAUCGCUGCCAGCAACUAUCAAAAUGCCAGUUGUCAGUAUCUUCCUUAUACCAAGUAAUUGUUCUGCAUGCCUGAAAUUUUGAAAGUCAGUCUUCUGUGGAAGCUUGGUACACUUCUGAGAUUCUGAAGUCCAACUUUAUCUGGUUUGUUGUUGCAUUCAUUCGAGGCAUGCUAAGAAUGCCCUUUUCAUUCCUCCAAAAUGCUGGUUGAAGGCUCAUUCCACAAAUGAAGGGUUGUCAGUUGUAGAAAUGAGAUUCUUGAUGCCAGUCAGUAAAAUGCAGUUCUGUGCUGCUUCAGGAACUCCCUAGCCUGUGGCAUGCUUUCAUUAUAGGUUACUUGUUAACUUCCAGUUUAAAGGUUCCAUUUUACUUCCUCUGGCUUAAAAUAAAAGUACAGCCAUAAAGUUACCAACUUGCUAGUGAAAUAUUUAAAUGUCCAGUGCUUACUGGGAAAGGAACAAUUUGGAUUUGUGGUUCUCAGUGAUACAGUUUGGAUUUAAGGAUGUUAAAAUGCCAAAAAAUAGAUAAUUUUAAUACAGUUGGACUUCCCAAAUGCCUGCUCUAGGAAUCUGGCAUCUCUAUUUACUUGAGCUGAUGAUAAAUGUAGGAGAGGAUUAGUUUUGCCCCACCUCACCUGUCCUGGUUUAGCUGUGCCGGGUUUAAUCUUAUUCACAAAUGAAGAGGAACUGACAACCAAAAGUAACUGUCUCCUGUUACUUCAGUUUUGUAUUUGUAGCUUUACCAGUCAUGGCCACAGCACCUCUCACAAAUAGGUGAAUUUGUAAGGAUACAAACUGUGUUAGAGGCCUGACACCCCAGGGACUGGAGAUUUGGUGCUUGACUGCCUCUGUCAGCUCUUGGAAAUGCACCACACCAUGGCUGAGACACCUGUACUGUUCAGCUCAGGUAAACAAUAUAAAUUUGAUUGGGCUGCACAUUUUGGAGUUCACUUAUCUGAGAUUUUGCAAUAGUAGCUUCUUGUCUUUCUAAUUUCUAGAUAAGAAAAUCUAAUUUCUGCCUGGUUAAGCAGUUUUAAAUUUACUUGUGGCUUUCUGUCAAAUACCCUAACUAAAAUGGAGCAGAUUAUUAGACUAACAGGGCUUCAUAUGCUUUAAAGGUUGCUUAUUUACAAGGUAGUAAUAUUACUCCAAUAUUGACAUGGCCAGAGAAAUGGAUACCUCAUUUCAUAUGAUCAAUUUGUUUCUGAGGCCCAAGAAACUAAAUUUUACCAAAACCACUUUGAAUACUUCGAAAUCUUUAUUAACAACCACAAUCCAGGCUUUUUUGCCUGACUAUAACUUAGUUCCCAAAUUGUCUCUCCCUGUUUUCAGCUUUUAAAUCACAAAUUGGUUUUAAUGGUAAAUAGAGGGUUUUAUUUGAGAGUAUAAGAAAAUAAUAACAUGCUUAUUUAAACUUAAGAUAUGUGAAUUAGAUGUGUACAAAGGAGAGGAAAUCUGACAUAUACUUGCAGAUGUCUUCAGAAAAAGUUAAAGAGACAGCUUGUCUGUAUUGAGGCUAAUAUGAGAGCCUAUAAGCUCUAGCAGAUGGAAGAAGAAAUGACAGCAGAAAACAGAACUGAGGGGUCUAAGUCAUAACUAUCACGUAUCUAAAGUUUGGCUUCUGAAGCACCAAGUGUAGUUCUACCAUGUCUUUGAAGUGAAAUAGAGCAGGAAGGAAGAUUAAAAAAUUAGUAAAUUAGGGAGAGUAGUAAUGAUGCAAAUAAAACACAGGCGGUAUAAGAAGAGAGGGAUUAGGAAGGCUGUUUUCUAAAUGAUAGUAUUAAAUGUAUAACCUGAGGUAGGGAGUGGAGUGUAAGAUGUUGGAUAGGAGAAGUGCUGUGUGGGUAGGCACUGAUUUCACAAGUGACAGAUCCAUCUGACUUUAAAUCAGCAAAAAUGUUUAAAUUUCAGUACUUGGGGAAGGCAUCCUGUUUUAUUUCUUCCUUUCAAAGAAAAGAACUGGGAAAAGCUGUCCAGAGAGAAGGUAGAAUUUUGCAUUGGUACAAAGCUGUCUGAUCUGUUGUCUAAAGAGAGAACCGAGAAAGGACAAAUUCCAAGAUAGUCCAACAAUCUUAUUAGGAAAUAACUUGUGUAUUUAAGAAAAUUAGUUUUCACUUCUGCAUGAUAAAAAGCUGAGAUAUUGUUUCAAACAGCAUCUUCUAAAUGGUACGUAUAUCACGGGUUUAUGUUCAGUUGCUUAGAAUAUAUGUUUAUACAGCAAGGUUAAUGAAGUUCAGUGUUCAGUAAAGUUCUUCUUAGCCAGAAUGCAAAUAUUAAAAAUGUAUCACAGUAUUAAUGAAUCACAAGAAAAAGUAGCUCGUCUGGAAUAUUGGAAUGGAAAGUAUCAUCUAAAACAACUGUGUGCACUGAAGAGAAACAAGCUGUUUUGUAGGAAGAGCAUGGGAAACCUGGGACCAAGAGAGUGGGAUUUGGCCUUGUUUUUCUACUGAGCUGCUAUGUUCAAGUAAUUUUUCACCUUGCCUCAGUUUCCCCAGCUGUACCAAAAAAACCCAACAACCUACCUCACAGGGGUGUUGUGAGGCCAAAGCUGUUUGUCAAGGGCUGGGGCUGAUGAAAGGUUCUACGGAGGACUAAAAAUCUUUAUUAAAAGAUCUUUAUAUUAGCUUUCAUUAUAGUAUUUUAAUACUUCUUUGGCAAAGGCUUAUUUCUAUAGAAUGUAAUAUACAUCCUAUUUAAAUAUAAUGUAAUUAGACUUAUUUUAGUAUGUAUGGGUAAGGGGACAGUUCAGGCUGAGUACUCUGUCUGGUAUUUCAUCUCUUCAAUUAUCUGUGCAACCCAAAUGGCAUAUUAAUAUGAGGCUCUUUGUUUUUAUGUGGAACAUACUGAAGUCAAUAUUGCUAUAUUUUGUAAACUCCAUGACUGAAAUAAAAUCCUGCUCACAGUUGAUAGCCAUCUCUUA
Molecule: messenger RNA, 4626 nt
Organism: Pipra filicauda (Wire-tailed manakin)
Lineage: Eukaryota; Metazoa; Chordata; Aves; Passeriformes; Pipridae
Gene: CDV3
Product: CDV3 homolog
Exons: 6
Coding region: 174-1028 (284 amino acids)
Cellular component (GO): cytoplasm
Source: RefSeq, a predicted model, not a curated record